AUGAGCAAAGUACUCCUCACAGGUGGAUCAGGCUUCCUUGCCGCUCACAUCCUGGACAUGUUGGUCCAUCGAGGAUACGAGGUAGUUACUACUGUGAGGUCCGAAGAUAAAGCCUCCAAGAUUCGCGAGGCGUAUCCUAACGCCAAACUAUCUGUUGCUAUUGUACCAGAUAUAGCGCAGUCCGAUGCCUUUGAUGAGGUAGUCAAGGUUUCAGGCCUCGAUAUUGUACUACACACCGCCUCACCAUUCCAUUUCAAUUGGUCAGAUGCGAAGUCAGAACUCUUGGAUCCAGCAAUCACAGGAACCAUAUCCAUUCUCAAGGCUAUCAAGAAAUAUGCCCCUAGCGUUAAGCGGGUCAUCGUGACCAGCUCGUUCGUCUCAAUGCUUUCCGCCGAAGGGCUUCUGGAUCCCAAUAAAGUCUACAGUGAAUCCGACUGGAACCCCAUAACGUAUGAGGAAGGCCUAAGUGGUAGCAAGGUAGACGCGUACAGAGCAUCUAAGACUGUUGCAGAGCGAUCUGCAUGGAAUUUUGUUAAGGAGGAGAAGCCCAACUUCGACCUUGUCACCAUCUGCCCUCCACUCGUCUUCGGGCCAAGUGUGAGCCUCAGCUCACUCUCGGCUAUCAACACCUCUAAUGAGCGGUUUGUCGAGCUCAUACAAGGAAAGUGGAAGAACGAGAUCCUCCCCUCCCUUGGUGUCAAUCUAUGGGUCGAUGUUCGCGAUGUGGCAUUUGCCCACAUUGCGGCAUUUGAGAAACCAGAGGCUGGCGGAAAGCGAUUCUUCUGUAUGUCAGGAAAGUUUAGUAACCGAGAGAUAGCGGCGGCAGCGCGAAGGAACUUUCCUCAGCUGAAGGAUAAGUUUCCCUCGGAGGAGACGAAGGGUGGUGAUUACCCGCCUGUGGUUCCUGGCUAUGAUAACUCCAGGGCGACUAAAUUACUGGGUAUUGACUGGAUUGAUCUUGAGAAGAGCACUAUUGAUAAUAUCAAGAGCCUCCUGGCUGCUGGUGCUUAA
Molecule: messenger RNA, 1011 nt
Organism: Talaromyces marneffei
Lineage: Eukaryota; Fungi; Ascomycota; Eurotiomycetes; Eurotiales; Trichocomaceae
Exons: 4
Coding region: 1-1011 (336 amino acids)
Molecular function (GO): oxidoreductase activity, acting on the CH-OH group of donors, NAD or NADP as acceptor
Source: RefSeq, a predicted model, not a curated record